Trypanosoma conorhini is the source of this 954-nucleotide messenger RNA. RefSeq lists its product as uncharacterized. Gene Ontology annotation, biological process: protein homooligomerization. Bases 1 to 954 code for a protein of 317 amino acids. The record is from RefSeq and is a predicted model, not a curated record. Gene Ontology annotation, molecular function: protein binding. The transcript has a single exon. NCBI's taxonomy places the organism in Eukaryota, Euglenozoa, Kinetoplastea, Trypanosomatida, Trypanosomatidae.
AUGGAGGGGGAGCCCCCUUUGAAACGAUUCCGGGGGGGCGCCGACGUUGGCCAAGCGGCGAGGGCGCGGGAAGCCGUCGAAACCGAUGACGCCAGGCCCGAUGGGCAGUCGUCCCUCGUCCCCUCCGCCCCCCGGGACACGCGCGUUUGUGUCAACGUGGGCGGUAGCUGCAUCACGACGCUGGCCAGCACGCUCUGCGCGGAGCCGUCGCUGCUGUCAGAGUGGGUCAACAGCAACUUCGCCGGUCUCCCCCGGGACGCCAAGGGCAAUCCUUUCGUGGACCGUGACCCCGAGAACUUUCGGCACAUCGUCAAUUACCUGCGCGGCUACGAACUGCCGAACGCCACUGAAAAGGUCGUCUUUUUGGCGGAGGAUGCCGAGUUCUACCGUAUUGAAAAGCUGCGGGCCUUGAUCGACCCUCCGGCGCGGUGGCGGUUUGUGAGUGGGCCGGGCGUUUCGCAGGACAGUAUGCACUUCAGCACGCAGAACAUCCUCGGCAUUUGCGGCAAGGAGCCGUUGCCUGCAAGAGGAAGGUCCGUUUUUGUUCUGCGUGUAGACAAGUGUGAGCUGGUGACGGUUGGUCUCAUCGGCACAGACUCACCGCUUGAGAACGAGCCGCUGCAGGGCCAGCCGCGCUCCAUUGCGUACUGCAACACAGGUGAGCUCGUGCAGUGCUUCGAUGACGAGAAGACAUACGUGUCGGGAACGGGAUUUAAGAGUCACGACCUUGUCACAGUGCGUGUGGCGUUUACGCCAGGCUCCUCAGCGAAGAUUGCGUUCCUGUGCGGCACCGUGAAGGCCUACGAGGCGGAGUGGCCUUCGCCCACGCCUCCACUGCGAUUUGCGGUGAGCCUGCAUGGAACCUCUGCCGUCAUGCUGGAGCGCUGCAUCACGGGUGACAUGAGCUGCGAGGAGGAUAGGGAGGAGGCCAGCGGCGUGGACGAAACAGUAUAG